GCCCCGAGGUAUGAAAGGUGGUAUGAUGGAAGCCUGGGCGGUGAUCUUCUCUUCCGAGCGAGGGCACAGUGUAUGGAUGUGAAUGCAAGGAGUUACAGGUGGUCUGAGUCCCGCAGCAAAGUGUGCCAGAUGUGUGACAUGGGAGAGGAUGAGACGGUGGAACAUGUGGUGCUGGAGUGUGUGCAGUAUGCCAGAGACAGGAAUGAGAUGAUGCAAGUGAUACUGACUGAGUUAGGGCAUGAUAGGAAUGAAAGAGUGGAGAAGACAGGAAAGGAAUGGAUGGUGUUGUUGCUGGGACUGUGUAGAGAGGCCAAUGAAAGGAUGAUUGAGGCGGUGAAAGAGUUUCUGGAGAGAAUGUGGCGUGCCAGGUGUAUGAACAAUUAGGAUAGAGGAUGCUGUUCGUUUCUCUUUUUUUUUCCCCUUUCUACAGGAGUUGCCGAUCCAAAGGCCUGGCUCAGGAGUGAUCCUGUGCCACCUGUACCAUCAAGAUCAAGAUCAAGAUCGAGCUCACUGGGUACUUGUAGCUGCGUUUGGUUUCUUCAGUUUCCACAAGAAAAGAAGUCCUUCAAGAUAACGCAGCAUGCUAAACAAACAGGGGCCUCGCUGCACCGGCGGGACUCAUUAAUUGUAUACCUUUGUCGUUACAUUUGGCCCUUUUCAGUCUCAUAAAACAGGUUGAGCCAUGGGAGGAGGCAGUAGUGUACCAACAAAGCAAGAUUCCCUUGCCAAAGCUGCCUCUGAACCUGCAGCAGGAGAUGGCAUCAAAUCCAUUAGAACUACAAGUGUGUUUAAAGCAGUCAACUUUGAACUAUAUAUUAAACCAAAUCUAGCAGUAAUGGCAUUUGGUACAGUAGCAAUACUGUGCAGUGCAGCCUAUCUUGCUUACAUGAAGUCGCAGUUUAAAGAAUCGAAAACAUAUGUUGCAAUAGGAGAAGACGAUUCAAAGGUCCUUUUGCUUAAAAAGUCUAAAUGGGAUUAAGCGAUUUUUAUUAUGGAAUUUUGUGUAAAUAAACCUUGAAAUGAUCUUUUAUUGUUAC
Messenger RNA from Scylla paramamosain (green mud crab), 1037 nucleotides. Its product is annotated as small integral membrane protein 8-like. The record is from RefSeq and is a predicted model, not a curated record. NCBI's taxonomy places the organism in Eukaryota, Metazoa, Arthropoda, Malacostraca, Decapoda, Portunidae. The transcript is spliced from 3 exons. Bases 683 to 979 code for a protein of 98 amino acids.